Molecule: messenger RNA, 1446 nt
Organism: Epithele typhae
Lineage: Eukaryota; Fungi; Basidiomycota; Agaricomycetes; Polyporales; Epitheliaceae
Exons: 1
Coding region: 1-1446 (481 amino acids)
Source: RefSeq, a predicted model, not a curated record
AUGGCUCACGACGCAUUCUCAGGCCUCAUAAACGCGGACUUCGCGAGCAUCACGGGUAGCGUCAAGCCACCCAGUGGGGGACCCACUCGCGCUCUGGCAACCACCCGCGCGAUGAUCCGUCACUCUCCGUACGCCUCUCCUUCUCGACUUUCCGCACUUGUCCCUGCUCUGGCUACUCCGCACGUCAGCCAACCUCAAACCUCAUCCAACUCGCUUUUGCCAUACGUUCAACACCCACAGCAACAAGGGGUGUAUCAAGGCCAAUGGGGACAGCCGAGUCGAACUCUGGCGCCUCCGUCAAGCUAUCUCUCGACACUUGCAAUGUCUGCUGGCGCUCAGGGUCUUGCUCCAAGGAUGCCUCCGCUUGAUUCCUAUCCGCAAGCAUACACGCAGCCUCAGCAGCAACAGAAUGCGUCCGCAACCUCAAUGACACCGACCUCCUCGGCGCAGUUUCCUGUUCUCCCGAGCCAGCAGCAGACUCGUACGGCCGCGGCUCGAUCAUACAUGCUCCCGCCUGUGCUCCCUCUUCAGCAGCCCGCCUCUCAGCAGCAGUCUCAGCUUUCGGAGUAUCCUCCAUCCACGCUCCCUCAGAUGCACUCCUACCUUGUUCCUCCCAUGCCUCCAUGGCAAGCACCACACCUUCAACAAUCAACGCCCUUCCCAGCUCAACAACCGCUAUCCCUCAGUCCUGCGCGCGUCUCUUCAACAUCGAUACGUCGCUCGCCCAUCAAGACAUCCGCGAUGUUGAAGGAUGUACUCUCUCGCAACUCCAACGCUCCGCCUCUCGCUGGUACUUCUCGGGCACCCUCCUCGUCCGAGCAAACCCUCCGCUCACUCCUCUCUACGUCGAAACGCAAGACCUCAGCCCGUACUCCUGGGCUCCACCCCGGCAGGGGGACCCCAGCGCAAGAGCCGCAACCCCCCCGCCCCCUUCGCCCCCGCCUCUCCCCUGUCCUCCCUCGUGCCGCUCACGCCCAUGCCUCCCCGCCUCCGGGGAGACCUCCCCGACCGCGACGUCGCGACGGUCGCGACCGCCUGCGCGUCCUUCGUCCAGCGCCUCUUCCGCUGCGGGGCGGGCACCCCCUCUUCGUCGCGCACGCCUCGCGCGGCGGCCUCGGCCUCGACGAGUACGUCAAGACGCUGGUGCGGAAGCUCCCCGUGGGCGAGCGCCGGCGCGUCGUGGCCGCGACGCUCACGUACGUCGACCGCGUGCGCGCGCGGUGGCCGCGCGCGGAGGUGAGCGGGGCGCUGUCGGGACACGCACUGUGGCUGGGGGCCUGGGUGCGCGCGAUCGUCGUGCUUGCGGAGACGUACCCGACGGAGGAGGGAGGGAUGGUGGCCGAGGACGAAGAGGAGGAAGUAGCGGCGGCGGCGGUGGAAGAAGCAGAGGAAGCAGAUGACGAUGACGCGUACGAGGAGAGUCGGAUGAGAGCAACUCCGAGAUGA